CCUCCAUCUCAUUCUCAUCGACAAUCCUGGAGGAGACAUCAUGGAGGUUAGUCAUAAACGGUACGCAGUCAAACUGAAAUCCAACUUGAACGAGGCUGUCGAAGCGAUCAGCUUUACCGGAAAAUUUGCCGGUUGGGAGCCGAUUUACACACCCCUACCAGCUUGGAUCUGUGUCGAUGGAGUUGGAGACAUCAACCUGCCUCUGAGCGAAGAACAGAUCCAACUGCUUAUCAGCAAAGCCCAUCAAGCUCCUGAUUCUGGCUCCGAAACCGAAACGCCGGAGGAUAACCUGUCUGUCGGUAAUUACAUAUGGGAACUCAAGCCAAGUCAGUUGGAGUUCCUCGAGCCAGCUUGGCAAGGUUUUUUAGUCGGCUUGAGUAGUCUUGCAGCAGACAAGCUAGGCCUCAAUGAGCCAAUCCGACUAGAUUUCCACGGGAUGAUGAUCUAUGGAAAGGGUGCGGUGGUGAAACCAAAGACCGACGCCACUGCUGAAAGGACCCGAGGGAUGUUUGGAACUCUGAUGAUUUGUUUGCCAUCGGCUCACGAGGGCGGUGAAGUGCGUGUGGAAUACAACGGCGAACCGAUGGUUUUGGGAGGCUCAGAUUCAAACCGGCCAUCAUUUGCUUGUUGGUACUCGGACGUUACUCAUGAGGUUCUACCGGUCCAAUCAGGCUAUCGAUGCGUCUUAACUUACAAUCUGGCCACCAGGCCUGAUUCAACCCGGCCAACUGCAAGUGCACUCGACUUGAAAAAGGUUCCACUCCGAAAUGCUCUCGAAGAAUGGAUCAAUGAGUUGGGUAUCCGGAACACGACCACUGUGCCGAGCCAUGUGUACGACCCACUUGGUUAUGAAUACGGUAAACCUCCUACGUCUAUCAAAGAACUCAACCUUACAGACUCGGCGCGGAUUCAUCUAUUCAAAGGUCUUUCCCGCGAACUCCCCUUUGAAAUCUUCUUGGCGGUCUUAGAGAAAAACGAUUACGGACCCAUCACUCGGGAAUAUGAAAGGAAACAAUUGGACUCCGAUUACUCCGGGUCUGGCACUGACUCUAUGGCUAGCUUUCACGAGCUCAACGAAGUGGAAGAGACUACGUAUACCGUCAGGUCGCUCCAUACAUUAUAUGGGGAAACCAUUGCCAGUGACUUUCAGCUUGACUUGAGCCUUUGCCUGGACCCCGAUCCCUUUGAGGAUGUGGAUGACCCCAGCGAAGAUUGCUACGAUGAGUCUGCCUCUCACAAGUUUCGCCGUCCAGCCCUUGUUGUUGUCCCGCACAAAAGGCUUGGAGACUAUCUGGCUCGAUGCGCAUUUGAGUCCAAGCCAUCAAAAUAUUCAUUCCGAUCCAGACACAACGAAGAUGAAUUUGAUUCCUCACGCAACAGUGAGUGUAACUCGGCUCUACGCUACCUUGGAAAUAUCUGUCCGGCCCCUUCACUUCAGACUUCCAUGCUUGAUGCAAUGUGCACACUCUACAUAUCGAAGCCAAGAGAAUACAAAAGACUGGAGAUGGCUCAUAUCCUCCAGACUGCUCUUCAAUACUCUCACUACACGCUGUUCCAAACGGUCGCAGUCGAUCAUCGAGGCCGUUUGACGAUGAGCUUUUUUGAUUGGACAAAGAAAUGGCUUAUCUCGCUUUCAGAUGCAGAUCGUACUGAAAAGUACGAGACAUGGAUACCAUUACUCAUCGAGGGCUAUCCAUCAAUGGCUGAUAGGAUCAAGGUCAUAGUCAAGAUGUCAAAUCCAAAUAGUGAUGCGGCUCAAAAGGAGAUAGCACUCCCAAGUUCGGGUACCUCAUGGAGGAUAACAUUAUCCUUCAAAGGCUACCGAUCUAUGACUGAUGGAGUCAGGAGCAUCCUGAACUUACCAAAUCCCAGUAGUGAUACGGCUGUACCAGACGUAAUGCCCCCAAAGUCUAGCAUCUGGGUGCAGGACAUGAUCCGUCGAUGUAUUUCGAAUUUCCCCGAGACCAGCAAGAGACCCACAGUAUCAGAUGGGGAGUUGAUUGCGUCUGCCCUCUUGUGCCUGGAUGCAGAAUGGGAAGAAAAAUCUACACUGAUCAUAUCGAUCGUUGACCGGUUUCCGCAAGUUGAGGCUACGGCGUUCUUACUUGCUUUUCUUUCACAGCUCAAGAUCGAAGCAGCAGUGGCAGAACCUCCGAUUGCCGCCAUCACAGAACUUUAUAGAAGUCUGAGCAUGCGUGUUUUCAACCACGAGAAGAAACUAUGCAAGAUCAUUACCCCAGCCAAGAUCAAGUGGACAACUUCAUACGGGCAGGUGGUCGCUGCACCGCCUUGGGAUCGAUUUGAAUACAGGGACAGCAAUAAGUCAACAUCGGAAGCCGGACUGGUAGUCACUCCAGCUGCUCUGGUUGGUUUUGCCUCCGAUCUCAGUGAAAUGAGCACUGAUGAAGAAAAUCUAUUGGAAGAUUUUAUUGGGAACAUCAAUGCACAAUCUGCUACCUUCUCUUCUGAAGACAUGCGCGACAUCUGGAUGCCGUUCCUCUACGACCUCAUUUCGACUCUAGGCUAUCAAUCAGUCUCUCUCGACCAACCGGUUUAUCAACAGCUCACUGUUCAAUUUAUCAAGCGCUUUUAUGAUAAAAACGUUGGGCCGCAGCCUGAACCAAUCGACGUCCCGUGCCCUGAAGUGGAUUGUACAUGUGAAGACUGCACGCAACUCAAUGAAUUCCUUCGAGAUUUCAACCAAAGUGUCCGUCGACUUCCGUCGCUAUCCAAACCUAGACGUCAACACAUGGACAAGCAGCUCGCUCUUGCACGGGUUUCAUACACUAAAGCUCUCGAUUCUGGUGCCUUCGUCGUCACCAAAAAUCAUACCCUGGAGCAUGAGAUCAGCGCAUGGAAAGAACGUCAAAAAGAUUUCUAUCGGCAGGUUAUUAAAGGAAUCACAGAAAAAUAUCUGCAGAGCUUGCUCGGCGAGGAAGAAGCUACUCGCAUCCGAUCACUAGCAAAACUUGAAGAGCUAGCUCUUCCGCCUCAUUCUCAUGUAGUUCCUCCUCGUCCUCAAGCAUUUCCAUCUCGUCCUCCAGUAUUUCCACCUCAGUCUCAAGGAUUUCCGUCUCCUUCUCAACUAUUUCUACCUCAAUAUCCAGUAUUUCCACCCCAACCUCAACUAUUUACACCUCAUCCUCAACCAUUUCCACCUCGCACCGGAGCAUUUCCGUCUGAUCAUAUAGCUGAUCCGUCUGGUGACGCACUGCGGCUGUUUCCUUGCAUGGCUGAUCAGUCUACCCAACAAGAAUCUUCGUCCCAUUCUCCAGCUGAUCAGUCUCAUAAUUAUCAUCCAGCUCUUCCGCCUCUUUUCUCAGAUUCAGAAGAUGAAUGAACAAUGUCCUCAUUCACUCAUAAAUAUCUCAUACGGCUGUACUAUUUUUUUUUUUUUUGCUUUGCUUGUCGUUCUUCUGGUUGUACAUUUCAAUUCGUUUCAAAGUUACCCCCACAGUCUUAUGUGUCGUUUUACCCUUCUCAUGUCCUGCGCUUUGUGGAAUUUGAGGAUGAGCCAAUUGGCACUUGUCAGGACCCUGGUGAUCCCUUAAUUGGUAACCACAUUUAUUGAUGUUGAUCUGGGCAAAAAUAUGCUUUUGGUAUAUAACAUGGUAGAAUUGUUUU
This is a messenger RNA of Puccinia graminis f. sp. tritici CRL 75-36-700-3, 3624 nucleotides long. RefSeq lists its product as uncharacterized. The transcript is spliced from 5 exons. Bases 41 to 3340 code for a protein of 1099 amino acids. NCBI's taxonomy places the organism in Eukaryota, Fungi, Basidiomycota, Pucciniomycetes, Pucciniales, Pucciniaceae. The record is from RefSeq and is a predicted model, not a curated record.